AUGGCCGACGAGCAACCGCCCCUGCCCGCCAACGCCGAGGACCGCAAGGCCGCUAGCGCCCUCGCCAACCUCGACGACGCCGCCCAGGAGGACGCCUCCUCCUCCUCCGCCCCCGUCGACAUGGCCGCCAUCAACAAGGCCACCAAGGGCAAUUCCGCCGCCGCGGCCAAGGACGCCGCGUACAAGAAUGUCAAGGUGGACGCGGCCGACGUCGCGCUGCUCGUCGAGGAGCUGGAGCUGCCGCGGGCGCGCGCGACGGAGCUGCUGAAGCGCCACGAGGGCGACGCCGUCCGUGCGAUGCGCGCGUACGUGACCGCUGCGUAA
Cordyceps fumosorosea ARSEF 2679 is the source of this 324-nucleotide messenger RNA. RefSeq lists its product as hypothetical. Bases 1 to 324 code for a protein of 107 amino acids. The transcript has a single exon. Lineage: Eukaryota; Fungi; Ascomycota; Sordariomycetes; Hypocreales; Cordycipitaceae. Gene Ontology annotation, biological process: negative regulation of apoptotic process; protein stabilization. The record is from RefSeq and is a predicted model, not a curated record.